Messenger RNA from Poeciliopsis prolifica (blackstripe livebearer), 341 nucleotides. Its product is annotated as histone H4. Gene Ontology annotation, molecular function: DNA binding; protein heterodimerization activity; structural constituent of chromatin. NCBI's taxonomy places the organism in Eukaryota, Metazoa, Chordata, Actinopteri, Cyprinodontiformes, Poeciliidae. Gene Ontology annotation, biological process: nucleosome assembly. The transcript has a single exon. The coding region runs from base 8 to 319 and encodes 103 amino acids. The record is from RefSeq and is a predicted model, not a curated record. Gene Ontology annotation, cellular component: nucleosome.
AGGCAUAAUGAGUGGCCGUGGAAAGGGAGGUAAAGGACUCGGAAAAGGAGGCGCCAAGCGUCACCGUAAAGUUCUCCGUGAUAACAUCCAGGGAAUCACCAAGCCCGCUAUCCGCCGCCUGGCUCGCCGCGGUGGCGUCAAGCGUAUCUCCGGUCUCAUCUACGAGGAGACCCGCGGUGUGCUUAAGGUUUUCCUGGAGAAUGUCAUCCGUGAUGCCGUCACCUACACCGAGCACGCAAAGAGGAAGACUGUGACCGCCAUGGAUGUGGUGUACGCUCUCAAGAGGCAGGGCCGCACGCUGUACGGCUUCGGCGGUUAAAUCUACCAGCUCCUUAAAACAA